GUACAACAAUUUUUAAAGUGCCUAAAGAGGACUUUUGACUGUUGCACCAUGGAGGACAACACCAAAGAACCCGUUGUGCGAGACCAGGCGACGGAAAAGUCGCUGGAAGCUCAGCAACCAAAUCAUGGAGACUCUCCACCUUUUGGGAGGAAGAUUGCUUCGUCACGAAAAACAAUGUCCAUCAUCACAAUCGCCAGCUGCGCGAUUGCGAACCUCUCGGACGGGUAUCAAAACAGUUUGGCUUCGAACAUGAAUGUCAUCUUUAAGCACCUUAUUCCCAAAGCAUACACUUCUGAAGUGCAAACACGCAUCUCCAAUUCGCUGCUGGUCGGCUCUGUCAUUGGUAUUCUUAUUCUAGGCUAUUGCUCGGAUCGAUGGUCCCGUAAAGGUGGAAUGUUUUUCACGUCCGGCUUAGUCUUCAUCGGCAGUCUCAUGGCAACACUGGUCUUCCAGGUGAAAGGCGGUCCUCACAAGAUGAUGUGGUACUUGACCAUUGCUCGGGGUAUUGCGGGUGUUGGUGCUGGUGGAGAAUAUCCUACUUCUGCUGCAGCUGCUCUGGAAGGCUCGAACGAGCAUUUUGAUCGCAAGCGUGGCCCCAUUCAGGUCAUGAUGUCGACCUUUACCGCGACGUUCGCUGGACCACUAUGCACAUUCAUCUAUCUGAUGACGAUCAUGGCUACUGGAAAUAAUCUCUCGGUCGCGUACCACGCCAUGUAUGGAUUUGCAACCUGCUUGCCUGUCAUCAUUCUGAUUCUGCGGAUCCGCAUGGGCGAUGCCCUCAUUUUCAAGAAGAGCAACUUCAAGCACGAGCGUGUGCCCUACUGGCUCGUCAUCAAAAAAUAUUGGCUUCGGCUCCUGGGCACCAGCAGCGCCUUCUUCCUUUACGACUUUAUCAACUUUCCGAACUCCAUCAUGAGCGGGACAAUUGUCAACAAGGUGGUUCCCUCGCACAAUAUCAAAACAGUGGCCAUUUGGCAAUUCAUUCUCAACGUACUGCCUGUGCCCGGUGUGAUUGUCGGCGCAUACCUGACCAACAAGAUUGGCCGUCGCUGGACCGGUAUCAUUGGGUUCUUGGGCUACGUUGUGUUUGGCUUCAUCGUGGGAGGUGCUUACAAGCCCUUGACUGAGAGAUCCAUUCCUGCCUUCAUUGUCCUCUACGGCCUGAUGCAAUGUAUGGGUCAUCUGGGUCCUGGCGCAACCAUUGGACUCAUGUCUGUCGAGAGCUAUCCCACCGCCGUCCGCGGCAUGGGCUACGGUAUCUCUGCAGCCUUUGGCAAAGCCGGUGCCGCCGUGGGCACACAGGUCUUUUUGCCUAUCGAAGACAGUGCUGGACAAGCCGCCACCUUCUUUGUGGCCGGCGGUAUCGGCAUUGUCGGUGCGCUCAUCUACUAUUUCAUUCCCGAGGGCAAGAACAUGGACUUGGAGCAGGAAGAUGCCAAAUUUGUUGAGUACUUGCGAUCCAAUGGAUGGCAAGGAAAGCUCAGCACCGUCGAGUAUGUGGAAGAGGGAUCGUGAAUAUAUCAACAUGAGAUGUUACGGGUAAUGAAUGAUGCAUCAAAUAAACAGACACCAUAUAGACCAUUAAUAGACAUAGACUUUAGAUAGUAAGAAUGACGAAUAGAAUGAAUAAGCAUGGCCAACGUUACUUGGGUAUUUUUUGGGUUCAGAGAAAUCACAAGUCAGCCCCGU
Xylona heveae TC161 is the source of this 1689-nucleotide messenger RNA. Its product is annotated as MFS general substrate transporter. The record is from RefSeq and is a predicted model, not a curated record. Gene Ontology annotation, biological process: carboxylic acid transport; transmembrane transport. Bases 49 to 1515 code for a protein of 488 amino acids. Lineage: Eukaryota; Fungi; Ascomycota; Xylonomycetes; Xylonales; Xylonaceae. Gene Ontology annotation, cellular component: plasma membrane. Gene Ontology annotation, molecular function: carboxylic acid transmembrane transporter activity. The transcript has 5 exons.